CUUAAAACUAUUUCACUCCAGAGUCUAGACUCCAGACUCCACACCCACUUGUAAUACGCGAUUUACGGCGAUCCAUGUAACAUAAGACAGUUAAACUUUUCUUCGAUUCGGUUUGGGUUCCAGACCAGUUUUGGUAACACUUGUUCAACAUCAUCGCCAAUCCGCAUACGUUUGGUUUCAAAACCUGCAACUGCAACUGCAACUGCAACUGAGACACACCACACACAGUGGAAAGUGAAAAGUGAGCGAGAGUCCCAAAUGUGGAGAAGAGGCUUUUGCAGCACCACUAGUUCCGCCUUAAACAAGAAAUGGGACGCACUAGUCAUCGGCGGUGGUCAUAACGGCCUUACUGCCGCUGCUUACCUAGCUCAAUCGGGCCUCUCCGUUGCCGUCCUUGAGCGCCGCCACCUCAUUGGCGGUGCCGCCAUCACCGAAGAACUCAUCCCUGGUUUCAAGUUUUCCCGUUGCAGCUACCUCCAGAGCCUCCUUCGUCCUUCUAUCAUCAGAGAUCUGGAGUUACAUAGACAUGGAUUGAAACUGUUGAAGAGAAGUCCUUCAUCGUUUACGCCGUGUUUGGAUGGACGCUAUCUUCUUUUAGGUCCUGAUGCUGAGCUAAAUCAUUCGGAGAUUUCAAAGUUUUCAAAACAGGAUGCUGACGCUUACCCAAGGUAUGAGGAUCAGCUAGAGAAAUUUUGCAAGUUUAUGGAUCCACUAAUCGAUUCAUCACCACCUGAAGUUCAUCAAGGUGUUUCAUCUUUCAAUUCCCGUUUGAAACACAAGUUACAAAAAUCAGAAUUUUGGGCACAUUGUUUACAUCAAUCUGUCUCCAUGGGUCAACAAGGGCUUGUAGAUUUCAUGGACCUUUUACUAUCACCAGCAUCAAAUGUCUUGAAUCGUUGGUUUGAGAGUGAGGUGUUGAAAGCAACACUUGCUACAGAUGCAGUGAUAGGAACAACUGGAAAUACACAAACACCAGGGAGUGGAUAUGUUUUGUUGCAUCAUGUGAUGGGAGAAACCGAUGGUGAACGUGGAAUUUGGUCAUAUGUUGAAGGUGGAAUGGGCUCAGUGUCAAUGGCCAUUGGAAAUGCUGCUAAAGAAGCUGGUGUCACCAUACUUACUGAUUCUGAGGUAUCAAAGCUUAUGAUCAAUGAUUCACACACAGUAACUGGGGUUAUUUUAGCUGAUGGAACACAAGUUCAAUCUUCAGUUGUUUUAUCAAAUGCUACCCCUUACAAGACUUUCAUGGAAUUAGUACCUGAAAAUAUCCUCCCUGAUGAUUUUACACGUGCUGUUAAACACUCUGACUAUAGUUCCGCAACAACUAAAAUCAAUUUAGCAGUUGACAAAUUGCCAAAUUUCAAAUCUUGCAAUUUGAAUUAUCCUGAAGCUGGUCCACAACAUAUGGGAACUAUUCACAUUGGUUCUGAAAGAAUGGAGGAGAUUGAUACUGCAUGUCAAGAAUCAAUGAGUGGGCUUCCAUCAAAAAGGCCUGUAAUUGAAAUGACAAUUCCUUCGGUUUUAGACAAGACUAUAUCUCCACCUGGGAAGCAUGUUAUCAACUUGUUUAUUCAGUAUACACCUUAUAAACCUAAUGAUGGAAGCUGGGAAGAUCCUGCAUAUAGAGAAUCGUUUGCGCAAAGAUGUUUCAGAUUAAUUGACGAAUAUGCCCCUGGCUUCAGUUCAUCAGUUAUUGGCUAUGACAUGUUGGCUCCACCAGACCUUGAAAGAAUAAUUGGUCUCACAGGAGGGAAUAUUUUCCAUGGUGCAAUGGGGUUGGAUUCUCUUUUCCUGAUGAGACCUGUAAAAGGAUGGUCAAAUUAUAGAACACCGGUGAGAGGAUUGUAUCUAUGUGGGAGUGGGGCCCAUCCGGGUGGUGGUGUGAUGGGUGCACCAGGGCGCAACGCUGCACGUGUGGUUAUAGAUGACAUCAAAGGGAAUAAUGUUUAA
Messenger RNA from Lactuca saligna, 1947 nucleotides. The record is from the annotation of a GenBank genome assembly. Lineage: Eukaryota; Viridiplantae; Streptophyta; Magnoliopsida; Asterales; Asteraceae.